CUCACUCCCAUCACACUAUUGUUUGUUUGUUAGUUUCCACACAACACACACACACACACACAUAACUCAUUCCGUUAGCCGCACAUCAUACAAACCCUUUUCCGUUUCACCACCAUGCCUCCGUCCACCACUUUCCACCACCCCUCCUCCGCCUCCGUCGUCUACUCCUAGACCAUCGCCGCCGUUCUACAGGUUGAACAAGGUUGGACAAUUUUUGUUUUAGUUGAUUUUGUGUCCUAAAAAUGAAACCACAAAGCAAUGGGUCUUCUAGGGUUCAUAAGUCGAAUAAACAUAGUCGAGAGGAAGGACCUACCUGGCUUAUAAUUGCUGCUGGUGCUGUUUUGAGUACAUUGUCUAUUCGCCUCGGUUACAAGUUGAAGCAGGCAAUUGACUCUAGGCCGCCGCCCAAGCAGAAUGCAGCAACUAACAUUCUCAAAGGAAAUGGAAAAUCGGCCAACGUAAGGAAACCUCCGGAUUGCUUUAUGCAGCCUAAUGGAUAUUCCCAAAUGCAAGAUAAUCAUGGCUGCUUUACUUGCAAUCCAGGAACUGGAGGUUCUGUGGAACUAAAAUGCCCACAAAAUGAACAGAUGUUGAGUGAAUUCAAUGGGGCACUCCCGUUGGUGACUGUUCCUCCUGCUGAGUUUAGCAAAGAAAAUGGUGUUGUCUGGGCUUGCUCCCCUGAUCGUCUUGAAUUGCCUUCAAAGCCAUUCCAUCUUUCAAACUGCUCAGAUUCACCAUGUGUAUCAGAAUCUGGUUCUGAUAUUUUCAGUAAGCGGGAAGUCAUUCAGAAACUGCGGCAACAAUUGAAGAGAAGAGAUGACAUGAUACUAGAGAUGCAAGAUCAAAUGGCCGAAUUGCAAAAUUCAUUCAAUGCUCAGGUGGGACUUUCUUCUCAUUUGCAAUUGCAGCUUGAAGCUGCAAACAGAGACUUAUUUGACUCUGAGAGAGAGAUCCAACGGCUAAGGAAAGCAAUUGCAGAUCACUGUGUUGGAUAUGUUCCGCACGACAAAUCAUCUACAGUCACAGCUUGGUCUACUGAGACUAGAAAUGGCUAUCCAAAUGGACAUCUUGACGGGGAUAUCAAUUUGGACGUCCCGGAAAAAACAAAGGAUGAGGAGGAGCGAAUUGAGAUGCUGAAAAGGCAAGUGGGAGAAUUGAAAGAGGCGAUAGAAGGAAAGGAAUACUUGCUCCAGAGUUACAAGGAGCAAAAAUCUGAACUUUCUCUGAAGGUCAAAGAAUUGCAGCAGAGAUUAGAUUCUCAGCUGCCUAAUAUUUUGUAGAGUUUGUGAAUACUUUUAAUUUUCAGUGUCUUCUCUCAUUCUUUAUUUUGUCACUGUAAUUAGCUCAACUUUGAUCGUUUGAUAUAAUUUCAAAGUUUGUGCGGCGUGGCAUGGUGAACCUGAGAGGGCUGGGUUUUUGAAUGGCAAGAUGAAUGCAUAUUGCUCCAUGAAAUAGAAAA
Messenger RNA from Trifolium pratense (red clover), 1459 nucleotides. RefSeq lists its product as uncharacterized. The coding region runs from base 243 to 1280 and encodes 345 amino acids. The record is from RefSeq and is a predicted model, not a curated record. The transcript has 4 exons. Lineage: Eukaryota; Viridiplantae; Streptophyta; Magnoliopsida; Fabales; Fabaceae.